AGCAGGGCACCAUGCAAAACCCCAGCAGGAGGUCCACUAUCUCUCUCGCUGGACCCCCUGCUUGUUCCGGGGUCCAAGGUUGGGCUGACCUCCCAGAUGAGUUGCUCCAUCCCAUCGUUGCUCGGCUGGGCUCCUUUCGAGACAUUCUUGGCUUCGCCGCAACAUGCCCCUCUUGGCGUACUGCCUACUCUUCACACCCAUCGAAAUCUACAUUCCGCACAAGAUUCCCACCUCUCCUCAUCCAGCCCCGUGUCCGUCAACGUCCUCUUCUUCCUCCUACUGAUGGUUGUCGUGAGCUACUCACAUGUAAGGUUGUUGAUCCAGCCAACCCGAACGCGGCCCUUCGCUGCCAGAUUCCUCAAGAAACCCUGGAGAAUAUGAAAUGCAUCGGCUCUUCCUAUGGCAAUCUCAUCUACUACUGCAAUGGAUGUUGUCGCAUCGUGGAUGUCUUCACUGGCCUGGUGUGGAGGUUUCAGCUCCAUGCAUGUCUCCCACUCAGUGCCAAGAACUGUACGAUAUACGGCUUUAACGGCAUUCUAACAGCCCCUGUCGCAUCACCCAACUCACAUCUCCUUGUCAGUACCACCACCUCCUACCACGACCACGAGUCCUACUUUUUUGAUUGGCCUGUUGGAAGCGACUCUUGGUCCCAAGUCCGGAUUCCUUAUAUGUGGUCAGUGGACCAGAUUGUGGAAUUCAAUGGCGAGCCCGGAAAAAUGGGGAAGGAGGAGCAACACCGCGUACCAUGCCGACGGCCUCUCUCAGACUUGUUCUUUCCACGGAUUGUGGGAGGAGACGGAUCAUUGGAAUUCGCCGCCUUCUCGCGAUAUCGUGGACUGCUACUCCGACCCUGCUUGGGCUGUACGCUGGGACGGCGAACGGGACCCCGUGGAGUUAGCUCUGCCAGUAUGGCUGUACCCAAGCAUGUUCUACUCUGGUGCCGGAGAGUGAUCCGCCGGCCCAGCCAUAGCUCUCGCCGCGGCACUUGGCCUCUUUGAAGGCUUCCAUUCCAUUUGGUCUGGGUGUGUUGGUGGCGGCGGCGUUGGUUCUGUGACCGUGAGCUUGCUAGAGUUAAUUACCCAAGUCGAUCUCAUGCUGUUGGUCUAUCAAUAUGCUACUGUCAUGUAUACUUACUAUAUAUUCAGGACAUGCUUUUGAAGCAGCCAUGGCAGCACAUGAUCUGGUACUGAAGCUAUGUUUUGCAAUAAAAAUGAAAGAAGGUUUACUGCU
Hordeum vulgare subsp. vulgare (domesticated barley) is the source of this 1230-nucleotide messenger RNA. RefSeq lists its product as uncharacterized. The record is from RefSeq and is a predicted model, not a curated record. The coding region runs from base 12 to 998 and encodes 328 amino acids. The transcript has a single exon. Gene Ontology annotation, molecular function: protein binding. Lineage: Eukaryota; Viridiplantae; Streptophyta; Magnoliopsida; Poales; Poaceae.